This is a messenger RNA of Lotus japonicus, 1957 nucleotides long. RefSeq lists its product as uncharacterized. The transcript has a single exon. The record is from RefSeq and is a predicted model, not a curated record. Bases 467 to 1303 code for a protein of 278 amino acids. Lineage: Eukaryota; Viridiplantae; Streptophyta; Magnoliopsida; Fabales; Fabaceae.
UGCUAAGAGCAAAAUUGUGGGGAUUGCUAUAGAAAAUGACUUGGAGAGGAGGAUGGCUGCAAUACUUCACUGUAGAAUCUCAAGACUCCCCUUUGUGUACCUUGGUCUUCCAAUUUGUGGCAAGCGAAGGAGCCUUAGAUUACGGGAUCCUAUCAUUUUGAAAUUCAAGAAGAGACUCUCAAAGUGGAAACAAAAGUCCCUUUCUUUUGGAGGUAGACUUUGCCUUAUUACAAGUGUUUUGACUUCCCUCCCCGUCUUUUAUUUAUCUUUUUUCAAAAUGUCGGUGGGGAUCCUAGCCCAAUAUGAUAAAUUGAUGAGAUCAUUUCUUUGGGGAGCCUCUGAUGGAGAAAAGAAAACAGCGUGAGUGAGGUGGGAUUUGGUGUGUAGGCCAAAGGAAGAAGGAGGGUUGGGAGUUAGAAACUUGGAACUGUUCAACAAAGCCUUGGUAGGCAAGUGGCGAUGGAGGAUGUUGAAGGAGCGGGAUAGUUUGUGGUACAAAAUCUUGAAGACUAAAUACAAUGACAUGGUUCCUUCCACAACAUCUUGUUGGUGGAAAGACUUGCAUUCGUUGUGUUUUGAGGAGGGUGGAGGACAAUGGAUAGAAGGAGGUCUUUGCAGGAAAAUUGGAGAGGGCAAUGAGGUGAAUUUUUGGCAUGUUAACUGGUUAAGUUCUGGUAUUUUGAAAGAGAAAUUUUGGAGACUAUUCAACCUCUCGGUCCAACAAAACUAUACUGUCAAAGAGAUGGGAAGAUGGUCAAAUGGAAGCUGGAUUUGGGAGCUUCUUUGGCAAAGACCAUUCUUGCAUCGUGAGGUUGAUAUGAUGGAUGAGCUGAUGAAUAUAAUUGCCAAUCACUCACUCACUGAGGGCACACCGGAUAGCUGGGUUUGGACCAAAGAAGAGGGAGGAUCCUACUCCGUCAAAUCGGCUUAUGAUUUACUGCAAAGAGAUGUGUUGGAACCCCUAGACAAAGUGUACCAGAACUUGUGUUCUAUCAAAGCUCCCUCAAAUGUUAUGUGCCUAGCUUGGAAGGUUCUGUUGAAUCGGAUACAAUCGAAGGAAAAUUUGAAACGAAAGGGGAUUAUCCAAGACACUUCCCAAACCACUUGCCCCUUUUGUCUAGCAGCUGUGGAAUCAACCUCGCAUCUGUUCUUCACAUGUCCUAAAUCCUGGCAGGUGUGGAUUUCAGUAUAUCGCAGGCUAGGAAUCAGUGUGGUCUCACCGGAAGAAGGCAGAGCACACAUGCUGAUGUUCUUGGAUAGCUGCUGCGCCAGGGAUAGGAAAUCGGGAAUGAGCUUCAUCUAGUUAUCAACAAUCUGGUUUAUAUGGCAUCUCAGAAACAGAUUAUAAGCCAGAUUGGUCUUCGAUGGUGAAAUUCUUGAUCUAUCAUCAGCUCUAGACUCAAUCCAAUACAAGUCUUGGAUUUGGAUGAAAGGAAAAUUGAAGGGAUUCCAUUAUUUUUUAAUUGAAUGGAGCUCGAACCCUCUUAUUUGUUUAGGAACUCUCUGAGCCAAUCUGUGAUAGUUUUAGUGGCAGAAGAUUUCACGGUUUUGGUCUUGUCUGCCGGCCUACUGCCUUUGCUAAUUUCGUGAUUCCACCAUCUGCAUUUUAUCCCUUAUGCAACAGUAACUUUGUGCCUUAGUGGAUGGUGGUCUUUUGGCUCUUUUAUCCUGGUUUAUGCAUUAGACUCUACUCUGUCUACAGGGAAUCUUUUGGAAAUUGCUUUGGGAAUGAAGGCUCUUUCUCCAUUGGUUGGCUGGUCAUGAAUAACCAAUUCUUAGCCCAAGUCUCUUUUCCUUGUCUGUUAUGUGUUUCUCCUCUCCUCUGCAACUCUCACUGUUGAUGUUAUUUAUUCUAUCUCUUUGUCUAUUCUUUCUUCUCCCUCUAUUUUGUAUUUGGUUUGAAGUACACCUAGUACUUCCAUUAAUAUAUUUAUUGAUUUGCUGAUAAAAAAAAGUG